Molecule: messenger RNA, 1591 nt
Organism: Purpureocillium takamizusanense
Lineage: Eukaryota; Fungi; Ascomycota; Sordariomycetes; Hypocreales; Ophiocordycipitaceae
Exons: 1
Coding region: 177-1523 (448 amino acids)
Molecular function (GO): glycosyltransferase activity
Source: RefSeq, a predicted model, not a curated record
CUUGUAUCUUCGUUGGGCGUUUUUCAGUUCAUUUUCACUAUGAACAUCAUCAGCCCCAUCUAUAUAAGACCGCAGAUGGGCCCCAAACUAUCAAUGGUUCCUUCGUCCGAGAAUCCAACUUCCCUCACCACCGCGCCCACGUAUGCGCACUUCCCGCACAUUCCCUGCAUUUGUUGAUGCUCAUCACCACCACCGCCUCAACCACCUCGUCCAUCACCUCCCCCUCGCACAUCAUGAGAUCCCUCGCAGCGUAUCCUCGGCCCGAGGGCGUCGACGAGAUACCCAGCGAGCGCCUGGACCUCCGGCCCGACGCCCAAGUCGACCACGACCUCCUCCACCCCAAGCCCGUAACGGACGACAAGAACAUCUGGUUCUUCUGGCAUCGCGGCUUCGCGCACAUGCAUCCCUACGCGCGACGCACCGUCCGGGCCUGGCACCGCCGCUUCUCAAAACAAGGCUGGGUGGUCCGCGUCACGGAUCGCGAGCCCGGCUCCCCGCUCAACAUUGCCCACUUUCUCGACAUCCACGACCCCGACAUCUUCCCCAGGGCCUUCCUCGAUGGCACCAUUGGUGGCGACUACGCGCCCCAGCACACGUCCGAUCUCGUCAGGUGGCCGCUGCUCAACACGUACGGCGGCGUGUAUGCCGACGUCGGCAUGAUACAGAUUGGCGACCUCGACCGACUCUGGAACGCCACCGUCGGAGACUCGGAGUCCCCGUACGAGGUCCUCACGUACAAUGCCGGCGGCGUCGACAGCCGCAGCCUCACCAAUUACUUCUUCGCCUCGGGACGCAACAACCCGCUGUUCCAGCGCUGUCACAGGCUGUUCCUGGCGCUCUGGGCCGCGGAUGGCGGCAGGUCGAGCACCGACGGCAUGCACGCGAGCCCUCUCCUCGAGGGCGUACCCAUGAUGGGCGCCGACAUGUCCUUUGAAGAGGACGGAAAGACGUACGGGCCCGCCGAGGUCAGCAAGAUGCUCACCGACUACAUCAUACAGGGCCAGGUCCUGACCAUGGUCAUGGGCCUCGUCGACGAGGCCGACGACUGGAACGGCCCCGCGUACGUCGCCGAACACGUCUGGACGACGGACUACAUGGUCGGCUCGCAGCUCAUCAACGACAUGACGGCGUGGAACGGCCCGCGCCAGUUCGAGCUCAUGUCCCUCCCGCUGCCCCGGGCGGGCGACGACGACGCGGAGACGGACGACCAGAAGCUCGCGCGGGAGAUUGUGGAGGCCUGCCUGUCCAAGAGCUUCGGGUUCAAGCUCGCGCACGGGCUGAUCAUCAGGGUCUUGGGCCAGACGCUCGGCUCCCUGUGGAGGAAGCACGACGGCGCCGACGACGUCCCGGGGACGUACGGGAACUGGCUGCGGUACGGCACCGUGCAUUGGUGCCCCAGGGAGCUGCCCCCGAGGUUGGAGUUUACGGCGGCGCCCGCUGUCAAGAUUGGGCCGCUCUUGGGAAAGGGACGCCUUGGGCCUGGUGCAAACGGCGGCGUCCCGGGCUUCGAGGCCCAGAAGUAGACGAUGUUUGUUCAUGACUGUAAACGACUGGCAUUAUAGAAGCGUGAGACGGAAUAUUGGAUCUGGCC